AUGAAGCUUGGGUGGAACCUUACGAGCCGGCUUGAUCGGAAGCUGACGUCGUCAGGGACUAAGGCGCAGUGGCGGUCGGGGCCGUGGAACGGCCUCUACUUCAGCGGCGUGCCUCGGAGUCUGACGGAGAGCUUCGUGGGUUACUAUAUGCUGGUAAGCUCCGAAGAAGUGGCGCACUCGUACUUCCUCCACAACCCGUCAGUGAUCAUGAUGCAGGUUCUGACGCCGUCAGGGUUGAUGAGCGGCGAGUUGUGGAGUGAGUCGGCCCAGUCAUGGAUCGUGCAGUCGUGCAUGCCGAUGGAUCGCUGCGACAGAGUGUCCCCCUGCGGACCCAACGCCGACACCUCCGACGGUUGCGUGCGCACCACGGCGUUGGAUUGCAGUAACGACACCGACGGGUUCUUCAGGAAGAACAGCGUGAAGUUGCCGGACACGUCGUCGUCGUCGUCGUCGGUGAACCGGAGCAUGAGUCUGGAAGAGUGCCAAACCUGGUGCUUGAAGAAUUGCUCCUGCACAGGCUACACCGCUUCCAACAUUAGCAGCAGCGGCACCGGCCGUGGCCGUGGCUGCAUCAUUUGGACAUCCGACCUGGCCGAUAUCAGAUACUUCGACGACACCUCGUAUCAAGACAUGUACGUCAGGCUAGCGGCCGCCGACCUCGCUGCAGCCACGGAACCCAACGCUCACAACGGUCGAAGUCGAGUGACUGUGAUCGUCCUCGCCGUCUCUUUCGUGUCAACUUUUCUCCUGGCAGGUGUUGUUGGUUCUGUAUGGCUAUCAAAGAAAAGAAAGAGCGACACCGAUGAAGCAUCACAAGCGACAGGUGAAGACUUCGAUCUGCCAUUAUUUGACUUAUCUACAAUCGCAGAGGCCACUGCCAACUUUUCAGUUGGUAACAAGCUUGGAGAGGGUGGAUUUGGUCCGGUUUACAUGAAAUUAUGGGAGAAGAAAAAAGAAUUAUAUAAGGAAAAAAAUAUGGAAGAGGAGAAAUAA
Zingiber officinale is the source of this 993-nucleotide messenger RNA. Its product is annotated as G-type lectin S-receptor-like serine/threonine-protein kinase At4g27290. NCBI's taxonomy places the organism in Eukaryota, Viridiplantae, Streptophyta, Magnoliopsida, Zingiberales, Zingiberaceae. The transcript is spliced from 6 exons. The record is from RefSeq and is a predicted model, not a curated record. Gene Ontology annotation, biological process: recognition of pollen. Bases 1 to 993 code for a protein of 330 amino acids.